This is a messenger RNA of Aplysia californica (California sea hare), 1119 nucleotides long. RefSeq lists its product as uncharacterized. The transcript has 3 exons. The record is from RefSeq and is a predicted model, not a curated record. The coding region runs from base 16 to 435 and encodes 139 amino acids. NCBI's taxonomy places the organism in Eukaryota, Metazoa, Mollusca, Gastropoda, Aplysiida, Aplysiidae.
AACGUGCACACAAACAUGGCCGGGGUGACUGUGACAGGUGGUUUGACGAGACUUUUUCGUUUUUUCUUUCAGGUGACGAGGAAGUGGAGUACUGGACGAGAAUGUUCAAGGACAUCGCGGAGAAAAACAGCAAAAACAGACGUGGGGGUCGUAGCGGAGGUCGUGGUGGGCGUGGCGGGUACUCGAGGGGCGGACGUCGCAAUAGGGGAGGACCUCAGGGCAAGAAAAGGAAAGAAGACCGUGACAGCGGUGGUGAGGAUGAUGGUGAUGAACCAGUACAGAAGGCAGCGAAGGUUGAGGGUUCGGACUGAGAGUGAGCGCGUGUCACGGAAAUCGUCGUGUGUGGUGGGAUGUCGAGUGAUGAGGAAAUGCUUGAGAUGCAUGAAGAGAAAGAAUGAUGGUCGGGUCAGGUGUAGCAACUCUUUGGGGAGUUGAUCAAUCACGUGUUGACCUGUCUGUUUGGGACUCCAUUACAGUGAAACUUGUAGAACUCAGUGUGUGUCUGUAGCAAAGCUUUUUUAAACAAACUGUUGAAACUCCAAGAGGGCCACCCAUUCGCGACCUCAGUGCUUUCUUGCGGCAUCUCCAUUUUUACCUUCUCGGGAGUAUGGGCUACCACAUAGGUAGGCUUUAGUGCUUUUACAGGUGUCCAGAUUGGGUUGCCAUCAACUGGGGAGAAAUGGCAGGUAGUAAAAAUGUUUUAUUUCUCUUCUUGAUAACUUACUUUUGUAGUUUAAGGAAGCUGCCAAUAGUUAAAUGGUCCUUGCUGCAUGUUUCUGAGAGGUGGGAAAUCUGUUUUGCGACAAAAUUAUCUUUCUACAAGUUUUCGUGUAAUGGCUUCCUGUGAGAGAUCAUGCUGCCGGAGACUAAAUGUGUUUGAGAACUGCCUGCUUUUAUCGCAACGAGGAACAGCAUCUAGUUUCACAUUUGUUUGCUGUCUGGUAGAAAAUUUGUCCUGUUUAAAAAAAACAAUUUGAAAAUUUUUUGACUGAUUGGCAGUUGUUCUCAGCAGAUGUGAAGAUCAGGCUGUUUGUAUAUGUGAGGCAGGGUGGUGAGAUCAGGCUCUCGUCAAAAUAGUGAAAGUAAAAAAAAACUGGCAUUUUUCCGCUGGGUUGGGAA